CACCGUUGUACCUUAUCUUGUGUAGUUAUACUUAACAUAACGACACGGAGGGGGAAAUCUGUAAGUGAAAAUGAUCAUUCAACACUUUCCCGUUCUACUGGGAGUUCUCCUUGCGUUGAUUGCCGAUGGCGAAGAGACGCCUUGUGGAAAGGGCUGGGUCCCUUUUCAGGCUUCCUGUUAUUUAUUUAAAGACGAAACUGAGAACUGGGCAUCCGCUGAGUACAUUUGCUCUGAAUUACGAGGGAAGCUCGUCGAGAUUGAAUCAUCUGUGGAAAACAGAUUCGUAAAAACCCAAAUAGACCACCGUCAUAGAAACCAUUCCUUUGACAACGUAAACUACUGGAUCGGAGGAACGGACCUUGAAGCAGAGGGCUCUUUUCUUUGGGUCAAAACAAGGGCCCCUUUUACUUUUACUGACUGGCAUCCCAGUCAACCAAACGGUGGCAGUGAAGAUUGUGUCGCUUUCAACUGUUUCACGGACUCUACGAUCCAGUGGCACGAUUUCACCUGUAAACACAUGUUUUACUACAUCUGUGAGAAGGAAUUGAGUGAUGGUGAUUUGAUCAAUAUAAUUGGAUGAGAAGACGAUAAAUGUAUGCAGAGUCAAUGCACGUGUAUUUGAUACAUACCUGUAUAAGUGUUUAUCUACUCUAAAUUAACAUUUUAGAAUGGAAAUGAGCUACAGUAUACAUCUGUACACGACAGAGAGAGUUCAUUAAAUAGACAGUCAUUCCAUAUUCUGAAUAAGGGUAAA
Molecule: messenger RNA, 754 nt
Organism: Ostrea edulis (European flat oyster)
Lineage: Eukaryota; Metazoa; Mollusca; Bivalvia; Ostreida; Ostreidae
Product: perlucin-like protein
Exons: 5
Coding region: 71-580 (169 amino acids)
Molecular function (GO): signaling receptor activity
Source: RefSeq, a predicted model, not a curated record